Messenger RNA from Paramecium octaurelia, 428 nucleotides. NCBI's taxonomy places the organism in Eukaryota, Ciliophora, Oligohymenophorea, Peniculida, Parameciidae. The record is from the annotation of a GenBank genome assembly.
AGCAAGAUGUGGAAUACUCCACUUGUCUUGAUGUAUUGAAGUCGAAUUAUGAUGCUUGUUGCCAUAUAUAGGACUGUUUUUGGAAAAGGAUAUAUAUCCGUAGAUUAGGAAUUAUUAUGGAUUUAAAUUACUAAUUAUAAGUAAGGUUUCAGCCUCAAUCAUGAGAUGAGAUUAAAUUACUUUAAUAUAGAUAAGAAACUAUUAGAGAAGGAUAAAAAGAGGAUUAGAAAAUUGGAGAAAAGCAAUUUGAUAGUAAUGUUGAUUAGAUUAAAACUAAAUUUGAUCUAUUUGGAUUAGAUUAUGGGAAUAAUUGAAAAAACAAGUAGAAUUCACUUUUCGUUCCUAAAGAGUUGAAUAGGUAAAGUGAAAGAUUAAAAUCGAAAUCUAAUGAGUAAUUUCAGAGAGUGAAGUGUUUAUGAGUUGUAGGG